Filobasidium floriforme is the source of this 1420-nucleotide messenger RNA. RefSeq lists its product as uncharacterized. Lineage: Eukaryota; Fungi; Basidiomycota; Tremellomycetes; Filobasidiales; Filobasidiaceae. The record is from RefSeq and is a predicted model, not a curated record. Gene Ontology annotation, molecular function: RNA binding. Bases 201 to 1310 code for a protein of 369 amino acids. Gene Ontology annotation, cellular component: cytoplasm; nucleus. The transcript is spliced from 7 exons.
UGCACUUUGUACAGAGAGUAGCGUCUGAGAUCGAUUGAAUAGCUUUUUUCCCGAGAGUCUUUCCCAAGAGAGUCGAUCCUCGUCAGCCACACAAGAACCCCUUACCUACCCUUCGCUCUUUUUGGGUCAACCCUCUACAAGAGAAAGCAAAAACAAAAGGAAAUCACUUCUUUUUCUCUUCAAGGGUAUCCUCUUUCAAGAUGUCCACCCAAGUCAUCUCCAGGAACCCCUUCGACUUGCUCGGAGACGACGGUGAGACCCCUCGACAGGUCGCCGCUCCCAAGGCCGCCCCCGCCGCUGCCCCCAAGGCUGCCCGAGAGGUCCCUGGCUCCAAGACCCCCGCCAACAACUCUAACAACAACAAGACCGACUCUGCCAACCGUGGAGGUCGAGCUGGGUACUACAACCGUGGAGGACCCAGGAACGUCUUGAAAGGCGAGGGAAAGACUAAGCCUGCCACCGAUGCCGAGGUUACCACCGUCGACCCCGAGUCGGGUUUCGAGGGCGAGCGAAGAGCCCCUGGCAAGAACGAGCGAGGACAAGCUCGUCCCCGUGGACACGGUGAGGGUUCCGGCCGAGGCCGUGCUACCCGAACCCGAGGCCGAGGCCAAGCCCCCGGUGCCGGUUACCAGGGUGGAGAGAGGCGAAACGACGGACGUCGAUCCGCUCACGCCCUUCCCGACACUGAGAAGAGGGUCGCUUCCGGUUGGGGAGCCGAGGACGGUGCUGCCGAAUUGACCGCCGAGGUCGAGGGUGCCACUGACGCUACCAAGGAAGCCGCCGAGCCCCAGACUCCCUCCGGUUGGGAAGUCUCUGCCGAGGCUACCCCUGCCGCCGCUGAGCAGGAGGCCGAGAAGAAGCCCGAAGAGGAGGAGGACAACACCAAGUCUUACGAAGAGUACCUCGCCGAGCGACAAGCCGCCAAGGACGCCAAGUUGGGCAAGUUGGAGGGACGACAGGUCGACGGAACCAGCGAGUUUGUCGGAAGCGUCUUCCAGAAGCAGGAGGAGGAGUUCUUCUCCGGUGCCAAGAAGGAAAAGGCCGCCGCUGCCAAGAAGGAGAAGGAGAGGAAGGAAAAGGUCUUCCUCGAGGUCGAGGGCAAGUUUGCUCCCCCCUCGCGAGGCGAGCCCCGAGAGGGUGGCCGUGGAGGUCGAGGUGGUCGAGGUGGAUUCCGAGGUGAUCGUGGAUCCGACCGAGCUCCCCGAGGUGGUGCUUCCCGAGGUGGACGAGGCGGUGCCCGUAACAACGCUUCGAGCGCCCCCGCCGUCGCCGUCAACGACGAGUCGGCCUUCCCCGCUUUGGGUGCUUGAGCGUAACGCUCUCGUACCCGGCCGUUCCCUCUGCAUCAAGCAUGGGACGAGCCAAAUACCCGGGUUUCGUGUUUGUCUCGAAGUGUCGGGGAGAAUCCUCAAAAAAAAAA